AUGCUAAUUUAUUCCACAUUAAAAAAUCAAAGUGAAAUUAUCACAUUUAAGGAAAAAUCAUGUUCAGGAGGAGGAUCAACGUUUAUAGCAUAUAACAAUCAGCCAAAUAAUAUAUUAAUUGCAUCAGGAUCUGGAGGUGGUUCUGGAAGUUACCUUCUUGAAGAAUAUAUCGGAGGUUAUGGUGGAAAAAUUGCUGGAAACGGUAAUGGAUCAAUAUUUUACUCAGGGAAGGGAGCAACUUAUUCUACUGCAGGUGCAGGUGGUGUCUAUUCAUUUAAUCCUGAUGAUAAUAGAGGGAGUUGCACUGCAGAAUCCGGUUCCAAAUUAGCAGGGGGAAAUUCCUGUAUAACAGCCGAUGCAUCACCAGGAGGUGGUGGAGGAGGCUACUACGGUGGUGGAGGCGGUGCAGAUGUUGCUGGCGGCGGUGGAGGUAGCAGUUUUGCCAGCAAUAUUUUAGAAAAAGUUUUGUUUAAAAAUGGAAAUGAAGAAAUUUUUGAGCCCGAUGGGACUAAAAGCAUAGGACAUGUAGGGAACGGUUUUAUAUCAAUUGAACAUUAUAUGAUUUGUUCCAAUCUUUGGUACAACAUUUAUUUUCUUGCCUUUCAUCUAAAUAUUCUUUUUAUUGGUUUUUUCUCAUAA
Molecule: messenger RNA, 639 nt
Organism: Trichomonas vaginalis G3
Lineage: Eukaryota; Parabasalia; Trichomonadida; Trichomonadidae
Product: glycine-rich protein family
Exons: 1
Coding region: 1-639 (212 amino acids)
Source: RefSeq, a predicted model, not a curated record